GAUGGAUCUAUUGAUUACAGUAUUACACCUUUAACACGUGAAACGGCGAAACACUAAACAGAAUCGUUCAACCGUUAAAACUCCGCCCCGCGCCACCAAAUCCUCCUCCGCCGCCGGUGCUAUUCCCUAGUAAAGCAGCAGCUAGGUACUAAUCACUAUCUCCAUCAUAAACUAAAAAAAAAUUCCAAUUAAUUCGCAAAGGAACAAAAAAAACAACAAUUACUAAUUCCGAUCGGGUCGAUUUUCCCGCCAUAGCAUAGUGAUUCGCGAUGCCGUCGCUGCGACGGAGGCGCGCCGCCGCGGAGGAGUCGGUCCGGGCGCCGGAUCCGGAGGAGAAGAGGCCGGAGCUCCGGAAACCGAAGAAGCAGCGGAAAUGGUCGUGCCUGGACAAUUGCUGCUGGUUUAUUGGGUCCGUCUGCGUGGUGUGGUGGGCGGUGCUGUUCUCGUACAACAUGAUGCCUUCCUCGUUCCCGCAGUACGUGACGGAGGCGAUUACGGGGCCAAUGCCCGACCCGCCGGGGGUGAAGCUGAAGAAGGAGGGGCUGCAGGCGAAGCAUCCCGUGGUUUUUGUUCCCGGAAUUGUGACGGGAGGGCUGGAGCUGUGGGAGGGGCAUAGCUGUGCUGAAGGAUUGUUCAGGAAGAGGCUGUGGGGAGGCACGUUCGGUGAAGUUUACAAGAGGCCACUAUGUUGGGUGGAUCACAUGUCGUUGGAUAAUGAAACUGGCUUGGAUCCUCCCGGUGUCAGAGUCAGGCCUGUUACUGGCCUAGUUGCUGCAGAUUACUUUGCUCCAGGAUAUUUUGUUUGGGCAGUUCUAAUAGCUAAUCUUGCUCGGAUUGGGUAUGAAGAGAAAGCCAUGUACAUGGCUGCAUAUGAUUGGAGGCUUUCAUUCCAGAACACAGAAGUGCGUGAUGGAGCACUGAGUAGAAUAAAAAGUAAUAUCGAACUGAUGGUUGCUACAAGUGGACACAGGGCAGUAAUUAUUCCACAUUCCAUGGGUGUUCUAUACUUUCUCCAUUUCAUGAAAUGGGUGGAGGCACCUGCUCCGAUGGGUGGAGGAGGUGGACCAGAUUGGUGUGCUAAACAUAUAAAGGCUGUGAUGAACAUUGGGGGGCCAUUUUUAGGCGUUCCUAAAGCUGUUUCUGGGCUUUUCUCUGCAGAAGGUAGAGAUAUUGCUGUUGCCAGGGCCGUUGCUCCUGGUGUCCUGGAUAAGGAUCUAUUCCGAAUCCAAACCUUGCAGCACAUAAUGAAGAUGACUAGGACAUGGGAUUCAACAAUGUCCAUGAUACCUAAAGGCGGAGAUACCAUUUGGGGUGGACUUGAUUGGUCACCGGAGCAGGGUUAUGCUGCAAGCAAAAGAAAACAUAAUACCAGCCAACCUGAGGACUUAACCUGUACAGAAGACGGAAAUGUUAAACAGAAAGUAAAAUUUGCCCACUAUGGAAGGAUAAUAUCAUUUGGGAAAGAUGUUGCUGAGGCACAUUCUUCUGAGAUUCAGAGGAUUGAUUUUAGGGAUGCUGUAAAGGGCAACAAUUUUGCAAACGAUACUUGUGAAGAUGUGUGGACAGAGUAUCAUGACAUGGGUAUUAGUGGCAUCACAGCUGUUGCUGAAUAUAAAGCGUAUACUGCUGGAGAUUUACUAGAUCUGCUAAACUAUAUUGCCCCAAAAAUGAUGGAGCGUGGAAGUGCUCAUUUUUCCUAUGGUAUUGCUGAUAACUUGGACGACCCCAAGUAUUCGCACUACAGAUAUUGGUCAAAUCCAUUAGAAACAAGGUUACCAAAUGCCCCUGACAUGGAGAUCUUCUCUAUGUAUGGAAUUGGCAUUCCAACUGAAAGAGCUUAUGUGUACAAGCAGGUCCCAGCUGCAGAUUGCUACAUUCCAUUUCAAAUCGAUACAUCCGUAGUUGAAGAAGAUAUAGAUAGAUGCGUAAAAGAUGGUGUUUUCACCGUUGAUGGCGACGAAACUGUGCCUGUUUUAAGUGCAGGCUACAUGAGCGCAAAAGCGUGGCGUGGAAAAACCAGAUUUAAUCCUUCCGGAAUGAAAACAUAUGUAAGGGAGUGCGAUCAUGCUCCUCCAUCUACUCUUCUCGAAGGCCGCGGAACCCAGAGUGGUGCUCAUGUUGACAUCAUGGGAAACUUUGCUUUGAUCGAGGACAUUAUGAGGGUUGCUGCCGGGGCUACAGGGGAGGAUCUGGGAGGUGACCGGGUGUACUCAGACAUCUUCAAGUGGUCCGAAAGGAUCAAGCUACCUCUAUAAAGCUAACAUGUAUGAUAGGCUUCCACAGCUUCAUUUUGAAAAGUAGGAUGGUGCAUCGUGAUUGAGGAUUCCAUUCUGCUGCAUAGGUGCAUGAUGGCUGAGGUAAAGUACGAAGAGAGACGUAAGCUUCAGCAUGAUCGAGCUUUUGAAGCAGCGUACUGGGCAAAUUCUGGUUAAGGUAUCAUGUCUUGUAACUGGAUAGUAAUAACACAUUUCAGCGCUGCUACAACAGUGUUGUGUUUCUUUGGGGAUUAUGUGUUCAUUUUCUCUCUGCAGCUGAUAUUUGUAUUAUUAUGAAUAUGGUUUUAGUGUUCUUACGUGGGAUCAACAGGGUAGAGAUAAACGAAAGAAGUGUAUCUAUUCUUUGGUUUA
Messenger RNA from Salvia splendens (bonfire salvia), 2627 nucleotides. RefSeq names its product phospholipid:diacylglycerol acyltransferase 1. The transcript has 6 exons. NCBI's taxonomy places the organism in Eukaryota, Viridiplantae, Streptophyta, Magnoliopsida, Lamiales, Lamiaceae. Gene Ontology annotation, biological process: lipid metabolic process. Bases 270 to 2255 code for a protein of 661 amino acids. The record is from RefSeq and is a predicted model, not a curated record.